Anolis carolinensis (green anole) is the source of this 2679-nucleotide messenger RNA. It is a transcript of the gene ankrd34b, whose product is annotated as ankyrin repeat domain 34B. The transcript has a single exon. Lineage: Eukaryota; Metazoa; Chordata; Lepidosauria; Squamata; Anolidae. The record is from RefSeq and is a predicted model, not a curated record. The coding region runs from base 1 to 1503 and encodes 500 amino acids. Gene Ontology annotation, molecular function: protein binding.
AUGGAAGAGUCCAUAGAGCUUUCACCUGAUGGGAACUCUCUAAUAAAAGCUGUCUAUCACAGAAGACUUCGUCUCACAAGAUUGUUAUUAGAAGGUGGGGCCUAUAUCAAUGAAAGCAAUGACCGUGGUGAAACCCCUUUAAUGGUUGCUUGUAAAACAAACCAUGUGGACCACCAGAGUGUCAGCAAAGUCAAAAUGGUGAAAUAUCUUUUGGAAAAUAAGGCAGACCCAAAUAUCCAGGACAAAACUGGAAAGACAGCCUUGAUGCAUGCAUGUGUGCAGAAAGCUGGUCCUGAAAUCAUUUCCUUGCUGCUUAAAAGUGGAGCAGAUGUGAGCUUGCAAGAUCACUCUGGCAAUUCAGUUCUUGUUUACUCAGUGAACUCAGAGGAUAAAGAAACACUGAAAGUUCUUUUAGAUGCUUGCAAGGCAAAAGGAAAGGAAGUGAUAAUCAUUACAAAAGAUAGGUCUCCAUCUGGAAAACAACGAACAAGGCAAUAUUUGAAUGUACCUCCACUUGACAGUGAUGAAUCUCAGUCUCUAGAUUCUUGCACUUCCCCAUCAGAUGUAGAAGUUAAAACAUCUCCAUCUCUAUCCACAAACACAAGCCAAAAAGAAAAUGCUCUCUUUAGCUUUAAAGAAAAUAAUUAUCCUGGAAGAAAGGAAGAUUCACCUGAACCACAAUCGCCUUCAAGGAAAACACACAAUGGACCUCAAACGCAACAUGCAUUCUCCGAACCUUGGAUGAAGUCCAAUUCUUCAAUAGUGGGACAGAAUCAAAUACGAUCUUUACAAGAGGAGCUUCAGGAUAUAACACCUGAAGAAGAGCUGUAUCUGAAAAUUAACAGCCUAGCCCUGUCUAAGAGGUUUAUCACUAGACAUCACAGCAUUGAUAUCAAAGACACCCUUAAUUUCUUGAAAAACUUAGAGCAAACUUCCUCAAGAAAAAUGUCCAGCGAUGAGAUAGGUUCUCAUCUGAUCUCCGGUGAGAUAAAUCGAAGUGAAAUUCCUGUAGAGCAGAAUUCAGAUUCAGCCCAAACAAGUUUUGUAUCCACUCUGAAAAGUAUUGUUCACAGAAGAAAUCUGGGGGCAAAUCACUACAGUUCUGAUUCACAGUUGACAACGAGCUUAAGCCCCCUUACAGAAGACAGCAAAAUGCUCCUUGGAAAGAAAAAGCUUCUCUCCCAAACACCAUCACUGUCAUCUAGUUCCAGAGAACUGAUUGAAAAUAUGCCUCCCACUUUCUUGAGCAGGAGAAAUCAUGCUAUUUUAGAGAGACGGGGUUCAGACCACACCACUUUGUCCAGACCUGGAUUUCUUCCUCCCUUAAAUGUGAACCCGCAUCCUCCAUUUUCUGAUAUACACAAGAUAAAUUCAUUUUCUUGUGGACAAAAAACCCUAAUUCCAACAGCACCGGCUUACCCUAAGGACUUCAAAACUAAGACUCUCUUGACACGGAGGCAGUCGUUGCAAACUGAGCAGAUAAAGCAGCUGGUGAAUUUUUAGCUGAUUACAAAGCAACAGCUGUACAUGGCAUUGUAACAACCUGAAGUAUGAGAGUUGGCCGCCGAAGUUUCUACGUAACAAGGCAGCAGUUCCAUAUCUCUUACUCAGCACCAAACAUUCUCCUUGAGCUUCAGCUGUGAAAAAGAUGCUUUUAUUGGCUAUGGAUAAAAUAUGAUGCAAAAUAUUCUGCCUUCACCAUAACUUCCAUAGUAAGAAACUAUGGGUAUGAUUCCCCACUGCUGCACAGCAAAUAUAACUACAUUUUUUGGAUGAGGCAAGACUUUGAGUUUGUUAAUACUAAGCAUUGUCUUUUAUGAGACCAGUGGUGCUUUAACUAGUGUGUGACUAUAUUUCAGCAGCUAUUAAGAGACUAAAACUCAUGCAGCGCAAUUGAGAAUGGGACUAUACUGUGGCAAAAGUUUCAGUAUGUAGUUAAAUGUACUUAAGCCCAUGGAUUUCAGUAGGCUUAGUCAUACUUCACUGUGGACACAGUCUAUUAUUUUUAUAUCAAAGUAUAAUUUUUAAAAGGUAAUUUUGUAAAGGCGAAUGCACCUUGAGGAAAAUUAUAUAUAUUUAGCAACAAUUUUAAAGGUGGAGUGUAUGAACCAUAGAAAGUACAGCAGUGUAAAAAAGAACUAUGAUUUGAUCUAGUUGUUGACCAAUGGAGGAAAUGGUUUAAAAUUCAAAGUACUUUUUCUCAGUUUUACAAAGCAAAUGUCCUCCUAUUUAGCUCUUUGAAGCUUUUGGUGUUAAUAUACCAGUAUAUAAAAUAUUUAUUUAAUUUUUUCAAGAAGAAGUGGAGGUGAUAAAAGUCAGCCAGAGCUACAGUAUAUUACAUGAUUGAGUGACUGAGCUCUGAAAUGUAUUGUUGGCAUUCAGACUUAUUCUGGUCCUGGUAUUUAACAAUAUGGAACAAACUUUAAAUGAAUAUGAUGCGGGGGUGUGCAGAAAUCUUACAUUUUGGACACUUAAAUAAUACAGUAAUUCCAUGUUCUUAUGGUGGCAAAGCUUUGACAUUGAUGAGAUGAGAGGGGGAAAGCCCAUAGAAGCAUUAAGUUAUUUAUUAGUCCAAGUGCACUUUGAGUAUGGUUUUUGUGAAAAGCAUUGUAAAAAGAACACACUAUGAAAUUUAUCCAGUUACAUUAUUGUGCUAAUACAAAGCUCAUUGUGCCAGUG